GCCUUCAAAACGUUUUUUACCAUUCGAUCUCCGCCGCCUCAAGACGCAAUCUCCGCGACUUUGUAUAUAAAGCUGGCAUAGAUAAUAGAUACAAAAGCAUCUGGAGUAAAUUGCGAUAGUGUAAUUUUCGGAAAAGUGUGAUACUUUGGCGGCAGCUGAUCAGUCGACUGGUAAUCGGAAAAAUGAAAGUGGCCGUAAUCUUAGUUGUGGUAGUUGCACUGCUCGGCGCAUCUCAUGCUCGAAAGUCAAAAAGGAAGGAUCACCACUACCGCCAGCAUCAACAGCAGAACUACGAAUACGAAAGUCAAGCAAACGAUCGUUACGCGCCCUCAAAUGAUGAUGGUGUCCAAUAUGUUUACGACGUCCAAAGUUCCCUGCCUAAGACUGGCUUUAGCGCUGGGAGUGGCUUACGAUCCAUUGCCCAAGGUUCUGCUGAUCAAGCAACCUCAGCAGUUGCCUCCCAACAUGCAGCUGCAAAACAGGCAGCUUUUGUAGCCAAAAACACUCUGGCUCAAGCCGCUGCUCAGGCUGCUACCACAGCCCUGGCUGCAUUAAAGGGCAAAGAAGUCCUUCUGCAAAAACUUGAGCAGCAAGCCAUCGAAGUCCAUCGAUCCCUUGAAGGAGAACUAACCCAACUUCAACAGGCCAAGCGGUCAGCGAAGGCUGCUCAACAAGCAGCCCAUCAGGCCACUAACCAUGUCUCCGUCCUUACGGCUGCUUUAAACAACGCCCAAACUGCUGCCGAACACGCUCAACAAUCUGCUGCGGAAGCGGCAGCUGAAUUAGCUUCACAAACUGCCAUGGUUGGGGAAGCCAAGGCUAAAUUAGAGGAAGUCCAAUCUCAAUUGAACGCGGCCAGGAUUGACUAUGAAGCAACUCGAGCUGCUGCUGAAAAGGCGUCACUGUCAGCACAAGAAGCUCAGAAUAAUGCGCAAGAAGCUGGGGUUCACGCUUCUCUAGGUCUACACGAAUCUUCUCUUUCUAAUAUCAGCAGCGGAUAUGACGAAACAGAACAUGCUCCGAACCACAAUUACCAGGAGGAUCAAGGCCAAAAGUAUGACUUAGCUGGAUAUUGACUGAAGUUUGUUACUAUUUGUUGGAACGUUUGUGUUGUUACGAAUCUUAUUUCCGUAUUUAAAGUUAUUUAUUGAAUCUUAUUUGUAGGAUCAUUUGUUGCAAUAUAGAAUUAGAAGCA
Hermetia illucens (black soldier fly) is the source of this 1195-nucleotide messenger RNA. Its product is annotated as translation initiation factor IF-2. The transcript has 3 exons. Bases 183 to 1076 code for a protein of 297 amino acids. Lineage: Eukaryota; Metazoa; Arthropoda; Insecta; Diptera; Stratiomyidae. The record is from RefSeq and is a predicted model, not a curated record.